Portunus trituberculatus (swimming crab) is the source of this 5364-nucleotide messenger RNA. Its product is annotated as RE1-silencing transcription factor-like. The transcript has 3 exons. Gene Ontology annotation, biological process: regulation of gene expression. Gene Ontology annotation, cellular component: nucleus. The coding region runs from base 327 to 3338 and encodes 1003 amino acids. Lineage: Eukaryota; Metazoa; Arthropoda; Malacostraca; Decapoda; Portunidae. The record is from RefSeq and is a predicted model, not a curated record.
GAGUGAGAGGAGGCGCACGCGUCGCACACACACUCCCUCUUUCUCGCCUCCUACCCCCGUCCUCCUCCCUUCCUUACCGCCAGACUCACAACGCUUAACAACUCACAACCACUUCAUGAUCAGUGACUUGAGUGCAUGACGGCUGGUGAUAUUCCCUCCCCACGUACAAGGACAGUGCCGCGGUGCCUGUUAGUGUUAGCUUCACGCACGUGGAUCAUGGUGCCACUGGGAUCACGGACGCUGCCACACCUUCGCUAGAGGAGUCACACCUGUACUAAGGAUUACACGGGGCACAGGAGCGAGGAGGUGGUGCCCGCGCCCCACCCAUGUUGCAGCCGCCGCCCCUCUCCGCCGACCACUUCCCUGCCCCCGCCAUGUCCGCGGAGUGUGAGGCCGCCCCUCCCCAGUCCCUAGCCAGUACGCUGCCUUCCGCCUCGCCCCGCACAGCCACCACCUCUAAGCCACCAGAGAGGCACGGCGCCAGCGGCAUCAGCUACGAGGGCCGCGUGUCCGUCAUCCCGCCCCUCGCCGGCUACGAGGCCACCAUGCGGGCCGCUAUGGAGCUGGACCGUGCACACGGCGCCGACCAGCAGCUGGGCCACGGUGACAGACAGUUUGGCACGCCGCAGAUGCAGCAGGACUUGCGCCGUCUGUAUGAGCAGCGCGUCAGGAUGCACGAAGCGUCGCAGAUGUACGAGGCCGCCAGGCAGGCCUAUCCCAAGCAGAACGAGGUCUUCAUCCCCAAGGAGGAGCCCCUGGGAGAGCAGGAGGGGGAGGCCGGCGUGCCCCGCGGCGAGGACACCACCAUGGGCCGCAGGGAGCCGUCCCCGCAGGCAUGCCACUCCCAGGUGAAGGAGGAGCCGCAUGACGGCGAGGCAGAUGCAGGGGAGGGUUUUUCCUUCCCUCGGCAGGAUAACGACUCCGUUAGGUCGCCCAUUAACAAGGCGGGCGAGUCUCCAGAUCUCCCCACAGAUUGCGCACGCACGCAGGCCGCCGAGGACCUGCACUACAAGCACAACGACAGCUCGGACCGCAUGUCGCCCUACGAGGAGAGUCUGCAGGGCAACGAGGAACGCAUGCCGUCCAGCGUGGAGCAGGACUGCGACGACACCACGGACUCCAUAGGUGCUGCCGGUGACGGGGACAUGGACCAUCUGUCGCGCCUGCAGCAGGCCAUGCAGCUGUCGGGCGUCAUGUCUGGCAGAGGCGAGGGUGAUGAGGACAAGCAGCUGUUUCAGUGCCACCUGUGCUCCUACUCCUGCGCCUCCCGCUGCCAGUUCAACACGCACCUCAACACUCACUACGACCACAAGUGCACCAAGUGUGAGUUCACCACGCACGCGGAGCCCAAGCUGCGGGAGCACCUGCAGGAGGAACACGGCCUCAGCCCGGACUGCCCUGAGGACAUGGAGGGCAUCCGCGUGCCUCGGGUCAACGCACAAGGCAAGGUGAAGACCUUCAAAUGCAAGCAAUGCGACUACGUGGCCAUCACCAAGGGGGACUUCUGGGAGCACGCGCGCUCGCACAUCAAGAGUGAGAAGCUGCUGGCGUGUCCCAAGUGUCCCUUCGUGACGGAGUACAAGCACCACCUAGAGUACCACCUCAGGAACCACUUCGGCUCCAAGCCCUUCAAGUGCAACAAGUGCAACUACUCGUGCGUCAACAAGUCCAUGCUCAACUCGCACAUGAAGUCCCACAGCAACGUGUACCAGUACCGCUGCUCGGACUGCACCUAUGCCACCAAGUACUGCCACUCCCUCAAGCUGCACCUGCGUAAGUACGGCCAUAACCCCGCCAUGGUGCUCAACCCUGACGGCACGCCCAACCCCAUCCCCAUCAUCGACGUGUACGGCACGCGGCGCGGCCCCAAGCUCAAGAAGGACGAGAAGGGCAUGCCCAUCUUGCCGCCGCACUACCAGCUCCAAGCGCAGCUGCUCAAGGCACAGAUGCAGGCCAACAAUGCCCUGCCCCCCACCACGCCCAUAGAGCCCGCCCCCGCCAAGAAGACCUCCAGGAAGCCGCCCCCAAUGCCGCCCGUCUCCAUCGCAGGCUCCCCUCACUCCCCCUACCCUUACCCCUACCCCAGCGUCAUGGAUAACUUCCAGAGCUCCUCGCCCAUCCUAUCCCGCGCCCUCGAGAAAACCUCCGAGGAGCCGCGCACCCUGGAGAGCCGAGAGCACCUGCGGGACCUACUGCUGGAGAGGGAGCGCGCCGCGCAGGGCAAGCCCCCAUCUCCCCUGGAGGGUCUGCGGUGCACCCUGUGUGACUUUGUGGCCGACUGCCGCGAGACGUUCUCGCAGCACAUGAUGGCUCACGCCGCCUCCGAGGGGCGCGAUGAGAGCAACACCUCCCCGCGCUCCCCCCAGGCCAUGGAGCACUCCAGCGGCGUCUCGCCUGAGCGUCGGUCACUCUCGCCAGCCCGCCUCCCGCUCUUCCCGCACCAGGCGCCUCCCCCACCACCGCCGCCGCCGCCGCUCACCUCGGAGGCUAGCCACAUGUAUGCCCCGCUGGCCGCCGCCCACAACCUGAAGGAAUACCUAGCGCGUGCCAUGAACCCCUUCAUCUACCAGCAGAUGGUUGGAGGUCAGAUCCACCCCGCCUUUGGCCUGCAGCAGCACCUGCAGCAGUUCACGCACCCCGCUUUCCCGGGCCCACGCCCGCUGUUGCCCAUGGAGGAGGACCCGCGCCUCAAUUCACCCCAGUCUCAACCCCAGGCCCCGCCUCCAGGCACUCUCGCCCACUACGGAGGCGUGCUGGACCUCAGCAAGGAACAGACACCGCUGCAGCAGCUGAGCAUGGUGAAGGAACAGACGCCGCCCCAGCAGGUGCGCGACACCAGCAAGGAGCCGCCGCCCCUGCAGCAGCAGCGCGGUGAGUGUCGCGCCUCAGUGUCUCCCAACCACUCCUCGCCGCAAUCCUCGUCUCCGCCUCGCUCAGAAACAUCCACUCCGCCCUCCAAAAAUCGGCGCAAGGGCCGCGCCUUCAAGCUGGAGCGCAUCGCACUGCGCCUCAGCGAGAGUGCAGAGGGCGAGAGCUCCGGCCACGAUGAGGACGCGCGCCGCGAGGAGGAGGAGAGUCCCGGUAAGGGCGUCGAGAGCCGCAUGCCGCCCCUCAUGCCCCUGCCGCAGGGCGACGGGCCGCAGGAUGGGCAGCAUGAGGUGUGGCAGGGUGCCCAUCACUGCCAGUUCUGCGACAUGGCCUUCAAGGACGUGGUGAUGUACACCAUGCACAUGGGCUACCACGGCUACCGCAACCCCUUCACCUGUAACAUGUGCGGCCACCAGGCCUCUGACAAGGUGGCCUUCUUCCUCCACAUCGCCCGCUCCUCCCACUCCUGAGCGCCCCGCCCCGCUCCUCCCCGCCAGGCCCCGUGAGUGGUGAUCUCAAGUGCAGUCCGGUGUUUCGCGCGAUGGUGAGGGGGCGAGCACCAGGGCGGCCCCCAGCCCGUGGCGCGGCUCUGGGCGCUUCUAGACAUGGUCGUAGGCUCUAGUCAGCUAUAGGACAUGUACUGUACAUACUGAACCACACUGAACGUAGCAACGAUGCCCCGCCGGGCGUGUCAGUGAGUGAGGUGCUCGUGUGCCGCCCUUCACCACUCUCAUGGCCAACAGUGAACCCUGGAGCUGGUGUGUCUGUGUGUGUGUGUGUGUGCGUGUGCGUGUGCGUGUGGCGCGCCCGCGCUGUCCCUAGGUGUCACCAUAUUCCCUGUCCGUCAACAUUGUGCCACAGUAUUAGUUUGGAUGUACGCGGGUAUUAGUUGGUAGCGCCCAAGGCUCCGUGCCAGGGUGGGCGCCGCGUCCCUGAGGACCGCUGGGCGCCCUUCCGUGCGAGGAAGGCCGCCACACCGCGCCUCGCACCCCUGUUUGUUCCUCGCGCUGCGUUUACACGCCGGUCCGUCAGCGGCCCGCUAGAUGCGUGCCACCACUCUACGCCCCGCAGCCCGCACCGGUGCGCACUGCCCAGCAGGAGGUCUGACGCAGACGGCGCCGAGUAGACCUUGCUCCGUGUCAAUCAUUCUGUGCGGGACGUUUGCCGCGGGCUGGGCCAGCAGGCGGGCGGGCCUGGAGCGUGGCCGCCACCGCCGCGGAGGUGAUGAUGGUGUUGUUCCUUUCGUAACUUUAUACUCAGGGAUGGAGUCGAGUGGGGUCGGAAGCCUCACGCAGCGGGGGAGAGAGAGGAGGGAGCGAGCGGCGAGAGAGGGAGGGUGUUCUGAUGCACGCAGAGAAUAAUCCCGCCACGGCCUCCUCCCCCGCCCCCCCCUCCUGCUCCCCCCAGUCCUACAGCCACCUCGCAUUCUGCCAUAACAAACGUGUCCCCGUCUCUGUCGCGCUGUAGCCACGUGUCCUAAGGCGUAUAGAAGAGAAUAUUAGUCUGUAGUAUAUGUACCGUGCUGUACCGUAGUGUACUACCACCGUGGAGGGUGGCAAGGCUGCACCGCACACUCGGUAAGCAGUGAACCCGUGGACAAACAGACAUGAGUGUGUGUGGGUGUGUGUAAGUGUGUGUGAGUGUGUACGUGUACGGGUGUGGGUAUAGGUGUACAUAGGCACGUAUUCACACGCACUGGCUUCCCCGCCCCUCCAGGAAGCCACGCCCGCGCCCUGCACCCUGGGCUAGUGAAACAGUAACCACCGAUCCUUCUGUUCGCCUGUGCUUGUGUCAGAGAGAACAGCGGAUGACUGGAUUCCUUGCGUUUCCCUUCUGUUCCCCCUCCUUCACCCCUUCCUUCACUUCCUUCUUCCCUCCCUCUCACCUCCUUCACCUCUUCCUUCAUCUCCUUCUCCCCUCCCUCCCCCUUCCUUCACCUCUUUCACCGUGUACAACCGUCAUAUGUUCCUGUUUAAUUGGUGAGGGUCAAUCCAGAAAGUGUAUUUUUUUGUGCUGUGUGUCUUAUUAUGCAUGUAAUGGUAAGGUGCUAUUACUAUUAUUAUUAUCAUUAUUUUUAUUAUUAUUAUCAUUAUUAUUAUUAUUAUUAUUAUUAUUAUUAUUAUUGUGGUGGUGAUGUCAAUGAAGUCAGUGUUGUUAUUCAUUAUUACUGAUGGUACAAUGUGACGUGUCUUCAUUAUUCUCAAGCUAAUUAAAAGGCAAUGAAACAAAAGUGAAUUAAAAUGAAUGGAUGCUUUUUAUUUCAACUUCAUCCAGUUAUGUUAUUAUUAUUAUUAUUAUUAUUAUUAUUAUUAUUAUUAUUAUUAUUAUUAUUAUUAUUAUUGUCAUCAUCAUCAUCAUUUCUGUUCCUGUAUUUCUGGAUUCAUCUCACAAAUAUAUUUUUCCGUCACAUCGAGGCGUUGUGUGUGUGUGUGUGUGUGUGUGUGUGUGUGUGUGUGUGUGUGUGUGUGUGUGUGUGUGUGUGUGGCUGGUCCUCUC